AUGGUGGUGACACGCUCGCAGAACGGUGAUCGACCGAUCCCUCCAACUCGGGUGUUCGACGAGCCACCAGCUUCACCUUCCAUCACCACGGACUCUGUCGCCCCAUCCACGGUGGCGCUUUCCGCGCCAUCGUUCCUGCCAGCCGUAUCCUCCACGGCUACUCCAUCCACGGCCGCACCCGCGGUUUCAUUCCCCCUCGCCGGGCCGUCUGACGCACCGCUCUACCGCCCUAUGGUAGCCGGUCGCGAGACGGGGCCGCGAGGGACCUCCGUCGCCCAUUCCGACGUGUCCUCACGCAUGCGCCUGGCCCAGAUCGCUGCAGAUGAGCAGCUCACCCAGCUGGCGCGAGCUAAGCUUCAGAUCGAACGUAAAGAGAUCGAGCUGCAAGAAGCGCAAGUUCAGCGCCGCCUCGCGCUCGACAUGGAAGAACUGAGCAGCCAAGGCAGUGUCCGCGGUGCGAACAGUGUUUGUGCCGCAGAGGCCUUGGACGACUGGGUGAACCAGACAACAGUUAAUGUUAGUGAACGUCGUGAUGCUAACUAUUCGCGUCGCGACGCUGAAGUGAGUGACACAGUGAAUGUUAAUGUAACAGUGAGUGAAAGUGAACGUCGCGACGCCAGUGCCCACUAUGUGCGCCGCGAAAAUAUUCCUGUGCAUGUGAGUGAAAGUGAACGUCGCGACGCCAGUGCCCACUAUGUGCGCCGCGACAAUAUUCCUGUGCAUGUGAGUGAAAGUGAAUGUCGCGACGCCAGUGCCCACUAUGUGCGCCGCGACAAUAUUCCUGUGCAUGUGAGUGAAAGUGAACGUCGCGACGCCAGUGCCCACUAUGUGCGCCGCGACAAUAUCCCAGUGCUUGUGAAUGACAGUGAACGUCGCGACGCCAGUGCCCACUAUGUGCGCCGCGACAAUAUCCCAGUGCUUGUGAAUGACAGUGAACGUCGCGACGCCAGUGCCCACUAUGUGCGCCGCGACGAUGUACCAGUGCCAGUGAAUGUGCGUGAACAUCGUGAGGAGUGUUAUGGUUCCCGCCCCGCCUGUGCUCCACCACUGACUCAAGCCGACGCCGGGCCCAGAAUGGGCUACGCCUCCUACCCCACGUUCCCGCAAGUUUUCCCGGGUGAGUUCCCCACUUUCACUGGUAACGAUGGAGCCGGAGUUGGAUGGCUGCAAUUCCGCGCCGCAGUCACCGACGCAGAAAGGAUGUACGGGCUCACCCGGUAUGAACUUAUUACUAAGCUCCGCCGCUGCAUACGGGGGGAGGCGAGUCGCAAUAUCGACUAUCUGUUGCUGAAGGACGACGCUGACCCGUAUGAGGUACUAUCUUACCUAGAGAUGGAAUACGGAUGUCCGGAGUUUUUCAUAGAUACCGCUCUGACCCGGCUACAUUCCCUGCGCGCACUGAAGGCGCAGGCGUCUUCUAAGGACAUUUCCUCCUUUGCAUCCACCGUGUGUCGUGUAGAGCAUACAUUGAGAACGCAAGACAACGACCACGGCUACCUGACAAACCCUAUCAUGAUGCAGGAUGUAGUAUCGAAACUAGGACCUGAUUUCACCCGGCCCUGGUUCCUCUACUGCGACGCUCAUCGCCAUGAAGGUAAAGCGCGCUUUUCCCUGUUGGCUGAUUUCCUGAAAGAGCAAGCGUCGAUAACGGCGAGAAAUACGGUGUCCGUGAACAACCCGUACUCGGCACUCUUCAAGGCUGCUCCACCGCGUCAGCCUACCCCAGCACGCCAGCCUGCUCCCUUCCGCCAACCUGCUCCUUACCGCCAACCUGUCCAGUAUCGCCAGCCCGCCCCGUACCACCAGUCGACGCAGCCCCGGGAUUUCAUCGCGGUCGCUGCAGAACAGGUACCGCGCUGUCGCUGCUGCGGUGGCAGCCACGCACUGACUAGAUGCAAGAAGCUGCUAGCAAUGGAAGUCCACCAGAGAUGGGAGUGGAUGAAGGAGUCCAAUCUCUGUUUCCGAUGUCUUGGUGAGAAACACACUCAAGACCAAUGCAAGGCGCCGCAGUGCAACCUCGAUGGCUGCACCCUUCCCCACCACCGACUCCUGCAUGGAAAGUCGCGGGCGCCAACCGCGCCGCCUCCGCUGGCACCCCAGACGUCUGGCCAGACGUCAGCCCAGCCAGAGCCCCGAUCACCACACUCGACAUCCUCACAGUCGAGAAGGUAUAGACGCCGCUCCCGUACGGGGGGAGCCACCUCCCGUGCGCCGGAGAACCAAGUCCCUGGUGUCGCCCCGACAUCAGCUCCGCAGCCCGAGCAAGUAAAUACUGCAUGUUCCUCUUCCCUUCCAAACGUGCUGCUGAAGGUGUGCAAGGUCACCCUGACCGGACCCUCCGGCAGCGUGGACACUUAUGCGCUGCUGGACGAAGGCUCCACGAUCACCCUGAUCGAUGAAGAACUCGCCGAGGAAAUCGGCGCGACCGGCCCCCAGAAGCCCCUGCGUGUUCGAGGCCUGAAUGCCACCCAAGGUGACUCCAGGAGCCACCUCGUCACCUUCUCCGUACAAGGUACUUCCAACGAAAAGUACCGCAUAGAAGCGCGUACUUUUUCCAGGCUACAGCUGCGGAAGCAAUCCGUGCCGCAAGAGGCCCUGAAUUUUCCCCACCUCCGAGGCAUGGAUGACCUGACCUACGAGGACGCUACACCACGCCUGCUAAUAGGGAUGGACCAGUGGCCGUUGAUGGUUUCACAUGACCUCCGCACCGGCAACAGAGACCAACCAGCCGCCUCCCUUACCCCCCUCGGCUGGAUCGUCCACGGUCUUCUGCCCCGCCGUUUCCUGCAGUCACGAGAGGACACCGUGCUGCACGUCCACACAACUUCUGAGAGUUCCUGCGGUUCCGACCUCCACCUGGAGGCGCUGGUCAGGCACCAUUUCGCUGUGGACGCUCUGGGAGUUGCUGCCUUCCGAAAGGAGCUUCCCGAGCACAAGAGAGCUCGGGAGUUGUUCGAGGGGUCGGUGCGACGGGUUGGCGGACGUUUUGAGGUCGGCCUUCCCUGGCGUCGGGAGGGACAGCACAUGCCGGAGAACUACCAAUCCGCCUUACGUCGACUGCGUGCGAUCGAGCGAAAGAUCGACCGGGAUCCCGUGUUCGGGUCGGCGUAUGAAAAGCAAAUGGAUAACCUCUUCACCAAGGGUUACGCCGUACCUGCCGAUGGCUCAGAGGCCUCUCAUCCCCGCAGGUGGUACCUCCCUCACUUCGCGGUGCACAAUCCUAAUAAGCCCCGAAAGCUGCGUGUGGUGUUCGACGCCGCCGCUACCGCCGGAGGGAUUUCAUUAAACAAUUGUCUCUUGGAAGGCCCGGACCUCUUGCUAUCGCUUCCUGGAGUACUUUUCCGAUUUAGAGAGCUGCCCAUCGCGGUAUGUGCAGACAUAGAAGAAAUGUUUCUGCGCAUUCAAAUCCGGCCAGAGGAUCAGCCUGCACAGAUGUUCCUAUGGAGAGGCAGCGACCGCUCGAGCCCUCCUCGGCAGUUCCGUAUGGCAUCAAUGCUUUUCGGUGCUACCAGUUCCCCGUUCCUGGCCCACAGCGUGCGCAACAGGAAUGCAGAAGACUUUGCGGCCAGCCACCCGUUGGCACACCGGGCCGUAACUCAGAGUCACUACAUGGACGACUUUGUAGACAGUUUUAAUUCCCCCGAAGAGGCAAGAGAAGUAGUGGACCAGUUGAGGCACGUACACGCUCAAGCGGGCUUUAGCUUGAGAAGCUGGAGUAGCAGCGACCCUGCGGUGCUGAGGGACGUGCCAGAGGAGCUCCACGCACGCCAACCCGCUAUGCUGCCUGUCGGUAGUAGCUGCGAUUCCAAGAUCCUGGGACUGCUGUGGGACGCAGCCCGGGACCAACUCGCGUUUUCCACGAGCAUGUGCAGGGUGCCCACUGAAGUACGAGCCCAGGCUCGCGCCCCUACGAAGAGGGAGGCGCUGAGCGCAGUUAUGUCCAUCUUCGAUCCCCUGGGCCUACUCAGCCAUUUUUCAAUAACAGCUAAGAUAUUGCUGCAAGAUCUGUGGCGCAUGCGACUCGACUGGGACGAGCCGCUUCCGGAGGAGGAGGCUGCCACAUUCGGGCGGUGGCUCCGCGCCCUAGACGAACUAGAUUCGUUACAGAUUACUAGAUGCUACGACCCGACACAGGGUCACCGGCAGCUGCACGUUUUUUGCGACGCCAGUGAGGUGGCUUACGCCGCUGCCGCGUACUGGCGCGUGGAACACCCCGAUGGCAGCAUCGCCGUAACUCUCGCCGCCGCCAAGUCAAAGGUGGCGCCCAUAAAGGCGCUCAGCAUCCCACGGCUGGAGCUACAAGCGGCGGUGAUCGGGACCCGCCUCGCAGACAUGGUGCAGAGGGAGCACCGCUGGAAGCCAGAGUCCGUCCACUACUGGACCGACUCCAGGACGGUGCUCCAGUGGAUAGCAAAGGACGCCCGUCGCUACUCCCCUUUCGUGGCGCACCGACUCGGAGAGAUCGCCGAGUACACGGAAGCAGAGGCCUGGAGGUGGGUACCCACGGCGAUGAAUGUCGCCGACGACGCGACCCGCCCCAAUUUUUCCCCGGGCACGAGCACCAACCGGUGGUUCGUCGGCCCGGACUUCCUCCGGGGACCGGACUCGGAGUGGCCGGCCCCCAUUCAACCAUCAGAAGAGAGCGCGGAGACCUACGCCAGCCAUGCCGUUCCCAUUUCCCCAUACCUUCCCGACAUUUCCCGCAUAUCGCGGUACGAGACUCUGGUGCGGGCCACUGCUGUUGUGCUCGCAUUCCUAGACCGAUGUCGCAAGCGGGCCCAGCAAGUGGAGCUGCGCCACAUCGAGAGGGCCGAGCGGCUGUGGGUGCAGCAGGUGCAGGCGGAGAGCUUCGCCACGGAGAUAGAGUGCCUGCGCCACGGAAGUCCAAUUUCCCCCUCGAGCCGCCUGUUUCACCUGAGCCCAAUCCUGGAGGAUGGUGUGCUGCGGCUGGACGGCCGCAUCUCCGCGGCAACCGCACCCCCUGCCGCCAAGCGGCCCAUCGUCCUAGACGGCCGUCACCUUUUCACCACCCUCCUCGUGCAGCGAGAGCACGAGGCCGCCCAGCACGCUAACAACGAGCGGGUGGUGAACAACCUGCGACAGAAAUAUCACAUCCUACAUCUGAGGCCGACGGUCAAGAGAGUCGCCCGGAGCUGCGCCCGCUGCAUGGUGACGCGCUCCAUGCCCAGAACCCCACCAAUCGGAGACCUGCCGCGUGCCAGGCUGGACCCCUUCACGCGGCCUUUUUCAAACUGUGGGGUGGACUAUUUCGGCCCCAUGGUUGUCACCGUCGGCCGACGACACGAGAAGAGGUGGGGAGCCCUCUUCACCUGCCUCACCACCCGCGCCGUCCAUCUUGAACUGGUGGCCAGCCUUUCGGCGGACUCCGCCAUCAUGGCCCUGCGCCGGAUGGCAGCACGACGCGGAUGGCCGAAGACCAUAUACAGCGACAACGGCACCAAUUUCCGAGGUGCCGACGCCGAGCUGCGGGCCGCCUACGCCGACUGGGAGCCGGCCUUCCAAGAUGAAGCCCUGCGCCACCGGACAGAGUGGCGCUUCAUUCCCCCGGGCGCCCCGAACCAGGGUGGAGCCUGGGAGCGACUGGUCCGCUCCGUCAAGACCGCCCUCAAGGCUGUGCUCCACCAACAAUUUCCCAGGGAGGAGCUGCUGCAGACGCUCCUGGCGGAGGCCGAACACAGCGUCAAUUCCCGGCCGCUGACCCACGUCUCGGUCGAUCUGAGAGAUCCCGAGGCAUUGACCCCCAACCAUUUCCUGUUGGGGUCAUCGGAAGGCCUACCAUCAACCGGACCCUGCCAGCCAACCGACCUGCGCGCCUGGCGACGCGUGCAAGCGCUCGCCGACUCUUUCUGGCGCCGUUGGGUACAGGAGUACCUGCCUACACUGGUUCCGCGCUCCUCUUCCCCAUCCACGGAGCGCAACCUGCAGGUGGGAGACCUGGUCAUCGUAGUGGACCAUUCCCUGCCACGAAACACCUGGCCCCGAGGCAGAGUGGUAGCCACGUUCCCGGGACCGGAUGGUGCCGUCCGCAGCGCCAGCGUGCAGACGAAGGGAGGAGUUUUCCGGCGGCCAGCCACCCGACUGGCCGUCCUUAAUACAGAAACCGCCCAAGGUGCGAAUUCCCCGCCGUCCUCCAAUUAA
Molecule: messenger RNA, 6159 nt
Organism: Plutella xylostella (diamondback moth)
Lineage: Eukaryota; Metazoa; Arthropoda; Insecta; Lepidoptera; Plutellidae
Biological process (GO): DNA integration
Molecular function (GO): nucleic acid binding
Source: RefSeq, a predicted model, not a curated record